Messenger RNA from Medicago truncatula (barrel medic), 933 nucleotides. RefSeq names its product zinc-finger homeodomain protein 2. Gene Ontology annotation, molecular function: DNA-binding transcription factor activity; transcription cis-regulatory region binding. NCBI's taxonomy places the organism in Eukaryota, Viridiplantae, Streptophyta, Magnoliopsida, Fabales, Fabaceae. Gene Ontology annotation, cellular component: nucleus. The transcript has a single exon. The record is from RefSeq and is a predicted model, not a curated record. Bases 95 to 901 code for a protein of 268 amino acids. Gene Ontology annotation, biological process: regulation of developmental process; regulation of DNA-templated transcription.
UAAAGCGGUGGAUGGAGCUAGAACAAAUUAUCACAAAACAUAGUAACAAAAAUUAGAAAAACAUAUCAUAGUGUUACUCUUCCAAUAGAGAUUCAUGUUUACUUCGAUCCCAUUGUUUGUUAUCUUUUCAAGCCUUUGCCUGUUCUCUACUGUGAUGGAAAAUAAAGAAAAUGAGGAAGAGGUAGUCAUGGCUAAUAUUACUGAACCAACAAGUUACGUUGAAACAACUACAACCUCGAAUGAUCAUGUUGAAGAAACCCUAAUGAAUUCUCAAAGCAAUAGCUUUGAAAGAAACUUCAAAGAGUGUAGAAAGAAUCACGCUUCCAGCAUUGGAGGCUACGCUCUUGAUGGUUGUGGCGAGUUUUUACCCGCUGGAAUUGAAGGAACCAUCGAAUUUUUCACAUGUGCUGCGUGUAACUGUCACCGAAAUUUUCAUCGGAGAGAAAAUGGUGUUGUUAAUGAAGAGAAUAUUUCCCUUCCUUUUAACAACCCCCGUUUUCCUCAGCCAACUCCCUUCUCGACAGUUUUUCAAACUCCGACCGGUUACCAUCAUGUGACUGGGACUUCUAGGGGGACAACUACUUCUCUUCCUUCUUCAGUUGUUCAUGAUGAGGCCCACUUUCCAAGGGGUUAUCUUGGAGAAGGUGCUGUUGAGCCAAUCUAUCAUGGUGAUACUUAUAGUGGUGGAGAAGGGUCGUCAAAAUCAAAGAAGAGGUUCAGAUCCAAGUUCACUCAUGAUCAAAAGGAAAGGAUGCUUGGAUUUGCUAUGAAAUCAGGUUGGAAGAUUCAUAAACAAGAUGAAAAUGUUGUUGAAGAAUUUUGUAAUGAGAUUGGUGUAAAGUGUAAAACUUUUAGGGUGUGGAUGUAUAACAACAAACACACCCUUGGAAAUAAGCACUAGAAAAUAGAUGAUAAUAAUAAUAAUAAUAAUAA